ACGCAUCCAAUCUCACGUUCAAAAUCAUGGGCUUUCCUUUUAUCCAUCUUUAAAUUAUUUGCUUGAGUUUCGAAAAGAGAUUUCUAAAAACAAAAACAAAACAACAUAAAAGCAAAGAGACAUCUAACAAAGUUAUUCAGUAACAGAAACCAUCAGUCUACCGUUAAGACCAUCUCAAGCGGGGAAAAAGUCUUCAAGGCAAGGUCACAAUCUGGAUAAUGAAACAGAAAAGAGGAAGUAAAAAAAAACAAGGAGUUAUUUUUACACGUUCGUCCUCAAAUCCUAGUGAUUCUAGAAGAAGCUUUGAUGGAUCUGGACAACGCAUAGAAAACGCAAUGGGACAAGAAUUUGGACAUGACAUCGAACAGGUCCAGCGGGGAAAUGACCAGGUACACGUCAUCGCUAACGGCGAAAAAUCCAACCUUGAUCAACUGUUCUUUACUGACGAAGGAAGUCUCGGGCUUGAUAGCAGUGACUGGAGUACUGAGAGUAGUUUUGGUUGGGGAGGUUUGGAGAGUAACCAGGGAUUUGUGGAUGAUACAGUAGGCAGUUUUCAAGGCUGUGGUAAUGAGCUUUCUGGUGCGGGCCAGGGUAGGGGGACAGGAGGGGGUGUAGUGAUGGUUGGUGGAGGGAGAGGGAAUUGUUGUUGUAGAGGUGUUAAGGGGAGAGGGAGGGGUGGUAGGGGUGGAUUGAAAGGGCAGGGGGGUAUUGGGGUGUAUGGAGGUAGAGGGGGGAGUGGGUCUGAUGGUAUGGGUGGACAAGGUGGUUAUGGGGGUGGGGGUAGUGCAGGGUUUGGGGGUAGAGGGGGGAGUGGGUCUGAUGGUAUGGAUGGACAAGAAGGUUAUAGGGGUGGGGGUCGUGGAGGCCGUGGAGGGUAUGGGGGUAGAGGGGGUAGUGGAUCUGAUGGUAUGGAUGGACAAGGUGGUUAUGGGGGUGGGGGUCGUGGAGGGUUUGGGGGUAGAGGGGGUAGUGGAUCUGAUGGUAUGGAUGGACAAGGUGGUAAUGGGGGUGGGGGUCGUGGAGGUCGUGGAGGGUAUGGGGGUAGAGGGGGGAGUGGGUCUGAUGGUAUAGAUGGACAAGGUGGUUAUGGGGGUGGGGGUCGUGGAGGGUUUGGGGGUAGAGGGGGGAGUGGGUCUGAUGGUAUGGAUGGACAAGAAGGUUAUGGGGGUGGGGGUCGUGGGGGCCGUGGAGGGUAUGGGGGUAGAGGGGGGAGUGGAUCUGAUGGUAUGGAUGGACAAGGUGGUUAUGGGGGUGGGGGUGGUGGAGGGUUUGGGGGUAGUGGAGGGUUUGGGGGUAGAGGGGAGAGUGGGUCUGAUGGUAUAGAUGGACAAGGUGGUUAUGGGGGUGGGGGUGGUGGAGGGUUUGGGGGUAGUGGAGGGUUUGGGGGUAGAGGGGGGAGUGGGUCUGAUGGUAUAGAUGGACAAGGUGGUUAUGGGGGUGGGGGUCGUGGAGGGUUUGGGGGUAGAGGGGGGAGUGGGUCUGAUGGUAUGGAUGGACAAGAAGGUUAUGGGGGUGGGGGUCGUGGGGGCCGUGGAGGGUAUGGGGGUAGAGGGGGGAGUGGAUCUGAUGGUAUGGAUGGACAAGGUGGUUAUGGGGGUGGGGGUGGUGGAGGGUUUGGGGGUAGUGGAGGGUUUGGGGGUAGAGGGGAGAGUGGGUCGGAUGGUAUGGAUGGACAAGGUGGUUAUGGGGGUGGGGGUCGUGGAGGGUGGUCUGUAUGA
Messenger RNA from Physella acuta, 1718 nucleotides. RefSeq lists its product as uncharacterized. NCBI's taxonomy places the organism in Eukaryota, Metazoa, Mollusca, Gastropoda, Physidae. The record is from RefSeq and is a predicted model, not a curated record.